Messenger RNA from Colossoma macropomum (tambaqui), 2472 nucleotides. It is a transcript of the gene slc25a38b, whose product is annotated as solute carrier family 25 member 38b. Gene Ontology annotation, molecular function: glycine transmembrane transporter activity. The transcript is spliced from 10 exons. Gene Ontology annotation, cellular component: mitochondrial inner membrane; mitochondrion. Bases 492 to 1391 code for a protein of 299 amino acids. Gene Ontology annotation, biological process: glycine import into mitochondrion. The record is from RefSeq and is a predicted model, not a curated record. NCBI's taxonomy places the organism in Eukaryota, Metazoa, Chordata, Actinopteri, Characiformes, Serrasalmidae.
GGCUGGCUGUCGUUAGCGGCGUCAAACACCAACCACGCUAGCGCUGUUAGCCGGCAUGCUAGUUUAGCAGGUGACAGGGUUGCAUCAGCGUGUGUGACAAACGGACUUUUAGAGAAAAGUUAGAUAAACAGUAGUGAAAAUCAGGACAUAAACGUUUAGCUUAUGUCCUCAACGCCUGUGCUCUGCUAACGGAACCGCGAAUGUUCUAGAAAAGCCGGCUCUGCAGGUGUUUUUGUCCAGAUCAGUCUGAGCUCGAAGCUCCAAACUGCAGCAUGAUGCUCACAGCACCAAAACACCCCCUCGUCAUCUUCACCAUCUUCGGUCCUUAAUAGUGGACUAACGUUAACUCAGGAAGGUAAAGUCUUGCUGUAACAGAGAACACAACGGCCAGAAAGGAGAGAGAAGUGAGGGAGUUCAGUUCUUCCUCUCCACAACAUCCACCCACAUCUUCAUCUUCUUUAUCCAUCAUGGAGGUCGUGAUGCAGUAGAGAAUGCAGGAGAAAAAGGACGCUCAGCCAAAAUCAGCCAGCGGCCUGGGGAAGGCUCACCCUGCUCUGAAGGCGUUUAUGUGUGGUUCUCUUAGUGGAACCUGUUCUACACUGCUGUUCCAGCCUCUGGACCUGGUCAAGACUCGCCUGCAGACGCUGCAGAACAGCCUCAGUCCAGGGUCUCCUAAGGUGGGGAUGCUGAGUGUGUUCAUUACGGUGGUCCGUACAGAGAGGCUGUUCGGUCUGUGGAAGGGUGUGUCUCCAUCGUUUAUGCGCUGUAUUCCAGGUGUGGGUAUUUAUUUCAGUACGUUUUAUUCGCUGAAGCAGCACUUUUUUGAGGACCGAGCCCCGAACGCAGGCGAGGCAGUGCUGCUGGGUGCCGGGGCGCGCUGCGUGGCCGGAAUCGCCAUGCUGCCUGUUACCGUCAUCAAAACCCGAUUCGAGAGUGGGCGGUAUAACUAUGUGAGCGUUUUCGGGGCUCUGAGAAGUGUGUGUCAGACAGAGGGUCCAUGGGCGCUUUACUCCGGCCUGACAGCCACACUGCUCCGAGACGCUCCAUUCUCUGGAAUCUACGUUAUGUUCUACAGCCAGGCUAAACGAGCUCUGCCACAUGAGAUCAGCUCAUCAGGCCUGGCCCCAGUGGUGAAUUUCGGUUGUGGGGUGUUAGCGGGAAUCUUAGCGUCGUUAGUCACGCAGCCGGCCGAUGUGGUGAAAACUCACAUGCAGGUGAGCCCAGCGCUGUACCGCCGGACCAGCGACGCCAUCCGCUUUGUUUAUUCCGAGCAUGGUCUCCGGGGCUUUUUUCGAGGGGCUGUUCCUCGGUCGUUGAGGAGGACACUGAUGGCGGCUAUGGCCUGGACAGUCUACGAGCAGCUCAUGGCGCGAAUGGGGCUCAAAUCCUGAGAGUGGUUGUGUGGAGUGUUUAUCUGUGCUGAGAGCUCUUUUUGUAAAAGACACAAUUGCAGCUGACACUUCAGGAGGAAUCGAAGGAAAUGUCUGUGUGGCCUCUUAACGCUGACGCUCGCGAUUUCUGGCAGCACGUCUCAGCAGAUACAACACUCCCACCUCCACACACUCCUCUCUCACACACACACUUAGAUACAGCACUGUGCGAAAGUUUUAGACGCCUGAGAAAAUUGUAAUUAAAAAGCUGUUUAUCUGCGAAUUGUUUAUUCACAUAGAAAAACACCAACAUUAAAACAAAUACAAUACUAUUAACAUAACAAGUAUUGAUUGUGUGUCAGUAUCCCGGUCACAAAUUGCAUUUAUUAAUUUUUUAUUACAUUAUCACCUGAUCGCAGUUAUUUAAUUAUUUGCGCUAAUAUUUGAACAAAUUAAUGCGAUGUUUGGAGUGCUGUGAGAAGUCAGGAGCGAAACCUGUUCUUCUCAAUAUAUUCUUCAAACUUACAUAUUCAUAACUUUACUGACAACACCACAUUCUAACUGACUACUGUAUUUAUCUUUGUAUUUAUUCUAAUAUUAUGGAGUUUUUACUGGUCAGGUACAGGACAGACUUGCUUCCCUUAUAAAUAGUUUUAAAUAGUUUGCUUCAGUGUCUAUGACUUUUGCACAGUGCUGUAUAUUGCCAUACACUCCCAAACACAUAGAUACACUCAGCUCUCACACACUUGAAACACAUCCAUAAAAAGCUCCAUUACAAGUAACUCUCUCAGAGAAGCACUCCCUGAACAGAAUAGAGAACAACAUAACUGUCCUCUUCAGGCUCUGCCCACAUAUUAUAGAAACUGUUGUGAGGUUGGACAAGCUUUACAGAACGCUGGUAAAACCCCCCAUUCGACCUAAUGAGAAACUGUAGAACAGACUCUGUUUAUAUCACAAUAUCUACAUUUAGAGUGAAAGAAUAACUUAAUGAAUGACUGAAUGAGUUAAUGAAAAGUGUAGGUAUUGAUAUAAACUGAGUCUGUUCUACAGUUUCUCAUUAGGUUGAAUGAAUAACUGGUUCUAAAUGUAGGUAUUGUGAUAU